Molecule: messenger RNA, 1977 nt
Organism: Zymoseptoria tritici IPO323
Lineage: Eukaryota; Fungi; Ascomycota; Dothideomycetes; Mycosphaerellales; Mycosphaerellaceae
Exons: 1
Coding region: 1-1977 (658 amino acids)
Cellular component (GO): nucleolus
Molecular function (GO): RNA helicase activity; nucleic acid binding; ATP binding
Source: RefSeq, a predicted model, not a curated record
AUGAAGCGAAAAUUGAACGAGCGUGACGUGCCGGAGCCUGCAAAGGCUGAGAAGCCAACCCCUGUCGCGACUCAGGCCACACCCAGCGAAACGACAGAGACUCCCGCCAAAGCGACGACAUUUUCCGCCCUCAAUCUCGACGCCCGUCUCCUCCAAGCUCUCACCCGCGAGAAGCUCUCCACCCCGACUUCCGUCCAGCAAAAAGCCAUUCCACUCGCCAUCGCCGGCAAGCAUGUCCUCGCUCGUGCCAAAACCGGCUCCGGCAAGACUCUCGCCUACCUCUUGCCCAUCCUCCACGCAAUCCUCGCUCGCAAAGCUGGCACAACGACCUCAAAGAAGAGCAAGAACGUCACAUCCGCACUCAUCCUGGUCCCGACAAAAGAGCUUGCAGUCCAGGUAGCGGCAACGGUCAAAGACUUCACAACCUUCUGCGCCGGCGACAUUCGAUGCGAGAACAUCACCCGAAAGGAGGAUUCGGCAGUCACUCGCGCUCGUCUCGCCGAUGCUGUGCCCGACAUUGUCAUUGCGACACCCAGUCGUGCGUGUCAAUGGAUCAAUCAAGAGGUACUGAAGGUUGAGGAUUUGCGACAUCUGGUCAUCGAUGAGGCGGAUUUGGUGCUGAGCUACGAAUACGAUGAGGAUCUGCAAAGUCUGGCCACCUCCCUCCCAACGGGCGUUCAGAAAAUCAUGAUGUCAGCCACGUUACGUGCGGAAGUGGAUACCCUGACGGAACUGUUCUUUGGCAAAGAGGAGGGAGCGGGACCGACGAUCUUGGAUCUCAGCAAGGAAGAGGCGGACGAGAAGGCAACGCUGGCACAAUUCACCGUCCGCACGGCCGAGGACGAGAAGUUCCUCCUGAUAUAUGCCAUCUUCAAGCUACAGCUCAUCACGGGCAAAGUCAUCGUCUUUGUGGCUGACAUCGACCGCUGCUACCGAGUCAAGCUUUUUCUCGAGCAAUUCGGCAUCCGCAGCUGUGUACUGAACUCGGAGCUGCCGGUCAACAGCCGCCUGCACGUCGUGGAGGAGUUCAAUCGCGGUGUGUACGACAUCAUCAUCGCGGCGGACGAAGGAGAAAUCAUCGGGAAUGAAGAGAGCAAGGGGAGGAGGAAGAAGAACAACAGGAAAGCCGCGCAGCAAGAGGAUGCCGAUUUGGAGGACGCCGACGAGCAACCCGCGGAUGACAUCCUCCCACCCGUCGAAGAUGAAGAAGCAGAAGCCGACUCGACAUCCGCCACUGUCACCUCACGACCCGCGAAAAAGCCACGAAGAUCCCAGACCGACCGCGAGUACGGCGUCUCCCGAGGCAUCGACUUCCGCUACGUAACUUGCGUCCUCAACUUCGACCUUCCUCCCACCGCAAAAUCCUACACCCACCGCAUUGGCCGCACCGCCCGUGCCGGCCGCACAGGAAUGGCCCUCUCCUUCCAUGUCCCCGCCGAACUUUACCGCAAACACAAACCCUCCACCAUCCCCCAAUGCGCCAACGACGACUCCGUCCUCGCCGACAUCAUCGCCUCUCAAGCCCAAAAAAGCGCCGAAGUCAAAGCCUGGGGUCUCGACUGGGCGAAACUCGACGGCUUCCGCUAUCGUCUCGCCGACGCCCUUCGCUCCGUCACCCGUAUCGCGGUACGGGAAGCGCGAACGAAAGAGCUGCGCGCCGAACUAAUCAAGUCGGAGAAAUUGAAGCGGCAUUUCGAAGAGAAUCCCGACGAUCUCCGGCACUUGCGGCACGAUACGGAAAGUCAUGCUGUGAGGGCUCAACCGCAUUUGAAGCAUGUUCCCGAGUACCUUCUUCCGAGCGGUGGCAAGGCGGCGGUGAGUAAGGAUGUGGGGUAUGUGGGUAUGAGGAGGGAUAAGGAGAAUCGACUGAGGAAGGCGAGGGCGGUGAAUAAGGGGAAAGGAAGGGGACGGUUGGCGAAGGGGAAGGGAUUGGAUCCCUUGAGGAGUUUGAAUGCCAAGGGGAGGGGAAAGAAGUGA